AUGUGCAAACACAUUCUCAACGCGCAAGUCGCGAUUCGGUCGCCCUGCUGCAAAAAAUGGUUCGAUUGCGCCGAGUGUCACCAUGAGCAGGAAAAGCACCCCCUGCUCCAGAGCCUCGAAAUGGUCUUUGCCUGCAAGAAAUGCAAAAAGUGCUUCCGCAAAGACGCCCAGGAAUUCGAAGAUGCCGACGAGUACUGCCCACACUGCGACAACCACUUCGUGAUCGAGGCAAAGACGCCCAAAGCGGCCAUCUCCGUCGAGGGCGAGGACGCGCGCAAAGACAGCCGUAUGAUCAAGGAUGAGCGUGUCCGCCAAAUCGCCGGACGAUCAAUAUUCGACCCUACCGACGAUGCGGACAAACUGGGCUAA
Colletotrichum orchidophilum is the source of this 369-nucleotide messenger RNA. RefSeq names its product CHY zinc finger. Gene Ontology annotation, cellular component: mitochondrial intermembrane space. NCBI's taxonomy places the organism in Eukaryota, Fungi, Ascomycota, Sordariomycetes, Glomerellales, Glomerellaceae. Bases 1 to 369 code for a protein of 122 amino acids. Gene Ontology annotation, molecular function: zinc ion binding. The transcript is spliced from 3 exons. Gene Ontology annotation, biological process: protein import into mitochondrial intermembrane space. The record is from RefSeq and is a predicted model, not a curated record.